AUGUUUACGCCCCCCAAUCCCCCCUCCAACAACCCCCCGCCGCUCUCCUACUCCCCCUUCCCCUCCUCAUCCCGCCACCGCCUCCCGCUCCCCCCACACUCAUCCCUAUCCAACUCCUUCUCGUUCGACCCCAACCCAAACCCGGACCACUCCCUCUCUCUCGACUCUGAUGCGAGCUACUCAUUCUAUCCCGGGGCUGGCAAACGCCCGAGACCGUCCAGUCUCACAAUGUUCUCGGGCGCGGCGAUGGAUAGUGCUGUCGAGCAGGGUAACCGCGGUAUAGCUCAAGUGUCGCCUAGAGCCAAGCCUAGCCCGGUGGGAUCGAAACGGUCGACAGCUACUGUCCGUCCGGGCUUUCCAAGAGGAUCAAGUGCAAGAGAGUAUGCCAAUGGAAGGCCAAUGUCGCGGAUGAAGGAAACUAUCAAUGUGGGCGAUGCGGACGAAGGGGCGGAUGAAGGGGAAGAACGGAAUUGGAGUAUGGUUGACUCUAUGCGGUUGUGGCGGCAUGAUGCGAUCAUGCAGCAUCUGUAUGAGACGGCUGCGUUCUGGGGAGACAAGAUUCUGAGCUGGACAGCCGACCCGAAUGAUGCGUUUUGGCUGGCGCAAACACAUUUCCUGACUGGACACUAUCUUCGAGCAGAGAAGCUCCUGACAGAACCUUUACCGCCCCCUCCAAAAGGUUUCCUGCCGUCAAGAGACUCGCGCGACAAAGGCAAGAUGCGGGAUGACGAUCAACACAUGAACGGGCACGACGAGAAGGUCGAUCUGGAUCUGAAGCUGGUGGAUGAGAGCUUGGCAUGUCGGUACCUCGCGGCGCAAUGUCUAGUACAUCAAGAAAAAUACGAAGAAGCCUUGGAACUGGUGGGCGAAGCCAACCCCUUCAGAGCGACAGAUCAUUCCUCUCAAUCACCCGACGAACCUUCGCAAGACGGAGGUAUCAAACUGCAUUCUUCGCUCUGCCAUCUCAGAGGUCUGCUACAUCUGCGGCUGUCCUCCUUUACUUUCGCCAAGGAGUCGUUGAUGGAAGCGCUCGCGCUAGAUGUGAAGAAUUACGAUGCUUUUCGGGAAUUGAUAGAUGGUGGGAUGAUGUCGGAGCAGGAGGUAGAAUGGGAGUUUAUAAGUGGUCUUUCGUAUCGGAAACAACUAUCCCAGGACGACGCCAACUUUGUAAAGAUGAUCUACUUGACAAAGCUGAAAAAGGAUACCCACGCCCAAGAAGUGGCUGCGGCUCGAGAAAGCCUCACCAAACAGUACGCCCUGGGUGACAACUGCGAUGUCCUCGUUGGUCUCGCCGACGAGCUCUAUUCGAAAUACAAAUGGGAAGAAUGCUACGCUGUCACCGCCAAAAUUCUCUCCCGCAUCCCCGGCCACACCAGCGCCCUCCCCAUCCACCUCGCUUGUAUGCACCACAUACAUCGCCUCCGAUCCGCGCUCUUCAUCCUUGCCCAUGACCUUGUGGACCAAGAUCCCCAGUCUGCCCUCACGUGGUACGCUGUUGGGCUGUGGUACUUUUCUGGCAAGCGGUGGGCGGACGCGAGGAGGUAUUUCAGUAAAGCAAACUUGAUCGAUUCGAGGUUUGCGCCGGCGUGGAUUGCUUUUGCGCAUUCGUUUGCGUAUGAGGGAGAGCAUGAUCAUGCCAUAACGGCGUAUUCGACUUCUGCGAGGUUAUUUCAGGGUUCACAUCUUCCGCUAUUGUUCAUUGGGAUGGAGCAUCUGCAAUUGAGCGCCUCGAGCCUCGCAGAAGAGUACUUCUUGGCAGCAAAAGCCAUCAACGCGGCCGACCCUUUGCUCUUGAAUGAGUUUGGUGUAGUGCAUUACAACAAGGAAGAUUACUCGGGAGCUGCUAGCUACUUUCGCAAAGCCCUCCGUGCUUCUGCCGAAAUGCAGGGCGUCAAAAGCGUCUGGUCAGUCACGUACUGUAACCUUGGGCACUCUUACCGGAUCAUGCGCGAUUAUGACAAAUCCGAACACAACUACCGCCAAACUAUCCGCCUCGACCCCACCAAUCCCGUCGCCUACUCUUCCCUCGCCCUCAUCUUCCACCUCAAAGGCGACAUUCGCGGCGCCAUCCAAAUCUACCACCAAGCCCUCUCCCUCUCUCCCCAAGAUCCUCUAUCUACUGUCUUGCUUGAGAUGGCGCUCAAAGAGCAGAUGGAGGCGCUCAACCCGACGACUUUACCUGGUCUGCCGGGACAACUAGGCGGGCGGGAUAUGGAUCCGUUUAGGGUGCCAAAGGGGAAUGCGGCGUUUGGGCCAGUGCCGGUGGAGGUGGAUCCGGGGAGUUUACAAGAGGCAGGUGGGUUGAGUUUGGUCUACGAGCCUGGGGAAGGGAGUCGAUCGACGAUGAUGGCGGGCAGAGGGCAAGAGUAUGAGGAGGAUGGGUCGACUAUGGAUAUUGAGGAUGAAUAG
Cryptococcus wingfieldii CBS 7118 is the source of this 2409-nucleotide messenger RNA. RefSeq names its product anaphase-promoting complex subunit 6. Bases 1 to 2409 code for a protein of 802 amino acids. The transcript is spliced from 7 exons. Gene Ontology annotation, biological process: cell division. NCBI's taxonomy places the organism in Eukaryota, Fungi, Basidiomycota, Tremellomycetes, Tremellales, Cryptococcaceae. The record is from RefSeq and is a predicted model, not a curated record. Gene Ontology annotation, molecular function: protein binding.